Rhinolophus ferrumequinum (greater horseshoe bat) is the source of this 5244-nucleotide messenger RNA. It is a transcript of the gene YAP1, whose product is annotated as Yes1 associated transcriptional regulator. Gene Ontology annotation, cellular component: nucleus; cytoplasm. Gene Ontology annotation, molecular function: protein binding; transcription corepressor activity; transcription coactivator activity. NCBI's taxonomy places the organism in Eukaryota, Metazoa, Chordata, Mammalia, Chiroptera, Rhinolophidae. Gene Ontology annotation, biological process: hippo signaling; positive regulation of transcription by RNA polymerase II. The coding region runs from base 910 to 2442 and encodes 510 amino acids. The transcript has 9 exons. The record is from RefSeq and is a predicted model, not a curated record.
UUUAAGUGGAUUUACGCGUCCCCUCCCGACGUCUUUCAGCCUUAAGCAUUUCGGGGCGAACUGAGAGCCUUUCAGCCUUUCCCGAGGACUGGCCGGGAAAGGGCCGGGCUGGGCGGGAGGACUUCCUGCGGCCAAGGGCGGCCGCGCUCGCAGAGACCAGAGCCGACCCAGACGGGACCCAACGUUGGUCGCCGGGCCGGCAGCGCUCACAGCCCGGAUCGACGGGCGUGCUCCCGGCCCGACCGGGAAAAGCCCCGGCGGAGGCCUGGGCUGAGGGCGACUUGGUCACGUGCGGCCGGGAGGGGCGUCCGAGGCCGGGAGUCUGCUGGAAUGUAGUAACUUGCAGGGGAAAGUUUCCCUUGGCGGCCGGUCCCGGGACCGGUGCGGGCGGGCGCGCAGAGGAAGGAAGAGCCUGGAGGAGGCGGAGCCGGAGAGCGGCUCGGGCGGGCGGUUCUCUCAACUUUAGUUUUGGCGUUUGAGGCGAGUUUCUGUCUCAGUCGGGCGCAGCCGCCGCCAGGGAAAAGAAAGGGAGGAAGGAAGGAACAAGAAAAGGAAAUAAAAGAGAAAGGGGGAGGGGAAAAGCAACAAGCUGUCUGGCAUCCGUCAAAGGAGUGAAGGAAAAAAGUUCUCAGGCGCCGCAGGUCCGGGUCUCUCGCAGCCCCUCCCGAGGCGCAGCCGCCAGACCAGUGGAGCCCGGGCGCAGGGCGGGGGCGGAGGCGCCGGGGCGGGGGAUGCGGGGCCGCGGCGCAGCCCCCCGGCCCUGAGAGCGAGGAGAGCGCCGCUCCCGCCGCCCAGCGCAGCCCGGCCCGCCGCCCUCGCCGCUUCUCCGGUCUCGGCCCGUCGAGCCGGGGCGCCCGGGCGGAGCCCUCGCCCGCCUGGUCGGGGUGCGCGUCGGGGGAGGCAGAAACCAUGGAUCCCGGGCAGCAGCCGCCGCCUCAGCCGGCCCCCCAGGGCCAAGGGCAGCCGUCCGCGCAGCCCCCCCAGGGGCAGGGCCCACCGUCCGGGCCCGGGCAGCCGGCACCCCCGGGGUCCCAAGCGGCGUCUCAGGCCCCCCCCGCCGGGCACCAGAUCGUGCACGUCCGAGGGGACUCGGAGACCGACCUGGAGGCGCUUUUCAACGCCGUCAUGAACCCCAAGACGGCCAACGUGCCCCAGACCGUGCCCAUGAGGCUCCGGAAGCUGCCUGACUCCUUCUUUAAGCCGCCGGAGCCCAAAUCCCACUCCCGACAGGCCAGUACUGAUGCAGGCACAGCAGGAGCCCUGACUCCACAGCACGUUCGAGCUCAUUCCUCUCCAGCUUCCCUGCAGCUGGGAGCUGUGUCUCCUGGGACACUGACCCCCACUGGAGUCGUCUCUGGCCCAGCAGCUACACCCACUGCUCAACACCUUCGACAGUCUUCUUUUGAAAUACCUGAUGACGUGCCUCUGCCAGCAGGCUGGGAGAUGGCGAAGACAUCUUCUGGUCAGAGAUACUUUUUAAAUCACAUUGAUCAGACAACAACAUGGCAGGACCCCAGGAAGGCCAUGCUCUCCCAGAUGAAUGUUCCAGCCCCCACCAGUCCACCCGUGCAGCAGAAUAUGAUGAACUCAGCCUCAGGUCCUCUUCCUGAUGGAUGGGAACAAGCCAUGACUCAGGAUGGAGAAAUUUACUAUAUAAACCAUAAGAACAAGACCACCUCUUGGCUAGACCCAAGGCUUGACCCUCGUUUUGGUAAAGCCAUGAACCAGAGAAUCAGUCAAAGUGCUCCAGUGAAACAGCCACCACCCCUGGCUCCCCAGAGCCCUCAGGGAGGAGUCAUGGGCGGUGGCAACUCCAACCAGCAGCAACAGAUGCGGCUGCAGCAACUGCAGAUGGAGAAAGAGAGACUGCGACUGAAGCAGCAAGAACUGCUUCGGCAGGUGAGGCCACAGGCAAUGCGGAAUAUCAAUCCCAGCACAGCAAAUUCUCCAAAAUGUCAGGAAUUAGCUCUCCGGAGCCAAUUACCGACACUGGAGCAGGACGGUGGGACUCAAAAUCCAGUAUCUUCUCCUGGGAUGUCUCAGGAAUUGAGAACAAUGACGACCAAUAGCUCAGAUCCCUUUCUGAACAGUGGCAACUAUCACUCUCGAGAUGAGAGUACAGACAGUGGACUAAGCAUGAGCAGCUACAGUGUCCCUCGAACCCCAGAUGACUUCUUGAACAGUGUUGAUGAAAUGGAUACAGGUGAUACUAUCAACCAAAGCACCCUACCCUCACAGCAGAAUCGUUUCCCAGACUACCUUGAAGCCAUUCCUGGGACAAAUGUGGACCUUGGAACACUGGAGGGAGAUGGAAUGAACAUAGAAGGAGAGGAGUUGAUGCCAAGUCUGCAGGAAGCUUUGAGUUCUGACAUCCUUAAUGACAUGGAGUCUGUUUUGGCUGCCACCAAACUCGACAAAGAAAGCUUUCUUACAUGGUUAUAGAGCCCUCAGGUAGACUGAAUUCUAAAUCUGUGAAGGAUCUAAGGAGAUAAGACACACAUACCAGAAAUUUCCAAAUAAGCCAGUUGCAAUCUUCUGGCUAAUACAGAAAAAGAUGAACAAACGUCCAGCAAGAUUCUUUCAUCCACUAUUUUGCUCUUCCUUGUCCGUUGCUGCUGUUAAUAUAUUGCUGACCUCUUUCAUAGUUGGCCCUAAAGAAUCAAAAACACAAAAAACAAACAAAAAAAAAAACUUUUUGUUUCUUUUGCUAUUAUAACUACUGUUUGUUUUGGGGGCUGGGGGAAGUGAGCCUGUUUGGAUGAUGGAUGCCAUUCCUUUUGCCCAGUUAGAUGUUCACCGAUCAGUGUAACUAAAUAGACUUGGAAGUCAGAUGCUUCAUGUCACAGCAUUUAGUUUGUUUAAGCAAUUGUUUCUUCAGCUGCCUUUGGCCAGUAGAAAAAACAUGACUUACUGGUCUGACAAGCCAAAAAUGUUGUAUCUGAUAUUAAGUACUUAAUGCUGAUUUGAAGAGAUAGCUGAAACCAAGGCUGAAGACUAUUUUACUUUUCAGUGUUUUUUUUUUUUUCCUCCUAGUGCUAUAUCAUUAGUCACAUAGUGACCUUGAUUUUAUCUUAGGAGCUUAUAAGGCAUGAGACAAUUUCCAUAGAAAUAUAUUAAUUAUUGCCACAUACUCUAGUAUAGGUUUUGGUGGGUUUUAUUGUGGGUUUGUUUUGUUUUGGUUGGUUGGGGUAUUUUUUUCCAGAAAUGAGGCAAAUUACCAUAGUAGUGAAUCUGUUUAUAGUUGUAGUUUGGGACCGUUAUUGUAGUUCCUUUGGUAAAAUCUACAUUUCCUGAUUUUUUUUUUUUUACCAUCUUAUUUAAAUCUUGAUUAUCUGCUCUCUCUAUAUAUACCCCCCCACACACUUAUAAUGUUUAUAUGGUAGUGUGAUAGCAGAAUGUACUUUUUUUUGUAGGUUUCCCUACUUUCCAGUUUAUUUUAAAAUGGUAGCUUUGAAUGUAUGCAUUUAGAAUACAUGAUUAGUAGUUUAUAUUUCACAGGUAGAUUAAAUCUGGUUGGGACAGUCUAUAGAUGUUUGCAGUAGUUUAGUGUUCUAGAAAAGGUUAUUGUUGAUGGAGUGCUGUAUGCCCUCUGGGCACACAAUAAAUAUUAUUUGAUGAAUUUGAAAGAAGCAAACAAGAAAUGGCUUUAUUUCCCCUUGUUACUCCCUUGGACUAAUUUUAAGUCUUGAUGGGAAAUCACUGAGUAGGUUCAUAAUGUACGUGACAGAAGUAAGCUUUAUGUGGUCGUUUACCUUCCCUUAGCUUCGGAAGUUUUACCUUCACCUUAGUUUUGGAAGUAAAUUCUAGGACUUUAGUUGUCAUUUGUAAUGAACACAUUAAAGACUACAUUGAAAUAUUGCCUUCAAGAUUGUUCUUACUUGUAAGACUUGCUCCUACUUCUAUAUGCUGAAAUUGACCCUGGACAGUAAAAUACUGUAAGGUCAUGAGUUAGCUGGUAAAGUGAUCAGAUUAAUAAAUGUAUAUUGGUAGUUGAAUUUAGCAAAGAAAUAGAGAUAAUCAUGAUUAUACUUUUAUUUUUACAGGAAGAGAUAUAACUAGAGUAUGUGUCUACAGGAGUAAUAAUGGUUCCAAAGAGUAUUUUUUAAAGGAAAAAAAUGAGCAUGAAUCAACUCUUCAGUAUAAGCUAUGAAGUAAUGGUUGGUUGGUUGUGAAUUACAGAGGCACCAGCAAGCACCUCUGAUUAAGGGUCUUUCAGUGUUUCUAGAGUAAGCCCUUAUUUUCAAGGGUUUAUAACAGACAUAAAGUCUCUUUUCCUGGCUAAAACUGCUAUGAAAAGCCUCAACUUGGGAAGAUAGUUUUGUUUUUUUCUGGUUACAAAAUCUAAGUAUUUUGACCCUUCAAUUCAGAGGAGUGCAAAAGUUUGGAAGUAAGAAGUUUUAUAUUAAGUAUUUUCAGUGCUCAAAAAAAAAAAUGCAGUCACUGUGUUGUAUAUAAUGAUCCAUAGGUCGAUCACUCAUAAUAAUUGACUCUAAGGCUUUUAUUAAGAAAACAGCACGAAGAUCAAAUCUUGAGUUAAGUCUGGGGGGAAAUGGCCACUGUGCAGAUGCAUUGAUAUUUUUUUUUUAGAGCAAUAAUGAAAUUCUACCUAGAAUGCAUAAUUGUGUAUAUGGAUGGUGCAGCAUGUUGGGGUUUUUUUAUGUGCAGAAGAUCAAAGCUACUUGGAAAGAGUGCCUACAAUUUGCCAGUAAGCCACAAAUUAAGAUCGUAUCUUAUAUAUCAGCAGAGUAGCUUUAGGUAAGGGAGAGGGUGGGAAGGGGGUGGGGGGUUGUGAAGACGUAGUGGGACUUUGAUAGAGAACUUUAUAACCUUCUUUUUCUUCAGUAAAGAUAUACCUUGCAUCUUGCUGUCAUUAAAGGCAGUUGUUCCUAAAAUUUCAAUCACUUACGUACACCCACAUAAUAAGAAUAUGGAGUUCUUUAUUUCCCCUCGACUUUAAUUUGCCCAGUUAUACCUCAAUAUUGUAGGAGCACUGUGGUACCUGAUAGACUCGGUGCUUUGAUCUUAUCAUACCCUCUGUACUGACCUGAAGGAGACCUAAGAGUUCUUUCUCUUUCUGAGUUUGAAUCACAGCCUCAACGUGGUCUUUCUUGUUUUAUGUCCGUGUUCCUAAUGUAAAAGUGUUUAACUGCUUCUUGGUUGUAUUGGGUAGCAUUGGGGUAAGAGUUUAACUGGGUAUUCUUGAAUUACUUUUACAAUAAACCAAUUUUAUAAUCUUUAAAUGUA